Messenger RNA from Penicillium brevicompactum, 2712 nucleotides. RefSeq names its product putative C6 transcription factor QutA. NCBI's taxonomy places the organism in Eukaryota, Fungi, Ascomycota, Eurotiomycetes, Eurotiales, Aspergillaceae. Gene Ontology annotation, biological process: DNA-templated transcription; positive regulation of transcription by RNA polymerase II. Gene Ontology annotation, molecular function: zinc ion binding; DNA binding; DNA-binding transcription factor activity, RNA polymerase II-specific. Bases 1 to 2712 code for a protein of 903 amino acids. The record is from RefSeq and is a predicted model, not a curated record. The transcript has 3 exons.
AUGGGCGCGGAACAGCGCCAAGCCACUGGCUCAAGCGCCAAAUUCAAAAAACGAGCGACAGAUCCAGACGAGGAUGGGAAGACCGCCGGGGAACCCAAACGCCAACGAGUCUCACGAGCCUGUGAUAGCUGCCGGUCGAAGAAGGACAAAUGCGACGGGAAACAACCAGUAUGCUCGACCUGUGCAUCACUUUCUCGACCAUGUACCUACAAAGCCAACCCGAAAAAGCGUGGGCUGCCCACGGGCUAUAUUCGGUCUCUGGAGUUACUCUGGGGACUGGUGUUCCAGCGGAUCCAAGGCAGUGAGGAUGUGAUGCGAGCUUUGAUGCGAUCCAUAAACCUCCCCAGCCAUCUGGCCGCAAUGGGAAAGGAGGCAGAAGGGUCCGAUGCCUUGAUGGCUUCUUUUAAGAACAGCAUAGUGCUUCGAGACAUCGAGCGCAUCCUGGUGAUGCUGGAACAACCAGAAGAGGAGAGAGAUCGAAGCUUGCAAGCAUACGGGGAGGGAGAAACACCCCUUGAUGUCGACACUAUUCUUUCCUCGGCUGAAGCACAAGAAUGGCAAUUUCCGGAUGGAAUCGAGGCUCGCGAGACACCAAUGUCUGGAAUAUCGCCCACUCGGACGGCUGUCGGCAUUUCCCCCUUCAAGAAUCCGCCACGAUCAACUAGAGAGUGCGGUGUUCAGACAACGGAGUCUGAAGAAUCGCCCUCGACCACUUUUGCCCCACAAUCACAUUUCGAUGACCCUCGAUCAUCAUCAAUGAAAACCCCCUUCAACUCCCCUAUAAUGCAUGGCCACUCUUUGACGUCUACUUCUCGUACACGCAAUGCUGAGGGCGAUGUGUACAUUCCACGCUUUGCGCCCGGCUCUGGUGAGCACGCUGCCCUGUGGGCUGUGUUAACUCUUGCAUCGCUCCAGGACGCUUCAAUCGCCGCCACUCGGCAGACGGACGAGCAGCCCAAGGACCAACUCACGCCAUCGCAAAUGUAUGACAUCGCACGCCAACUGAUUCCCUCCGAAAGCGGCCCCCAUGAGAUUGGACACGUGCAAGCACUUCUGAUCUUGGGUCUGGUCAAAUUCGGACAACAAGAAUGGACUGCAUCCUGGAUGUUGGUCGGUCAAGCCGCACGAAUUUCCAACGCAUUGGGUCUUGAUCAACCUUCAUAUCCGUCAUCAUCGAGGACCAAUGAUCAAGAAAAACAGCUUGCAAGAGCAAAACAUGUCUUCCUGGGUUGCUUUGUUCUUGAAACCCUUGUCGCUGAGCAAACUUCACAAUGUCCGUCGCUACGACGGGCAGACUUAUCAAGAGUCGGGUCCAUCAACGAGGAUGGACUGGAAGAGUGGCAUCCUUGGGAAGAUCAAACUGGUUUGCGGCCUGCACAGUCCUCACGCUCCUCUAUGCAGCGUGGGCCACUUCACGCUUUAAGCACUUUCAACCGUCUAGUUAGCCUGGUGUCUAUCCUUAACGAGCUUUGCUGUUGCAAACAUGAUCCAACUAUAUCGCGGUCACAGCUGGAACAGCUGGAGCUACAGUUACAGCGCUGGGUAGCAGCGCUACCGAAAAGCUAUCGGGUUGAUCUGCACAGUAGACCUGUGCGACUCGCUUCACCACACAUCUUCGGUUUGGAGAUGACAUACGAGAGCGUUGCCAUCGCUCUCAGUUCUCAAAUAGCAAUCCGUGAAUGCGACCAGAACAUACUCGAUCCGCCUCACAAAUACCGCGCGACAGAAAGCUCAAAACGACUCCUGCAGCUGCUGCAGGUCUACAUGGAAACAUACAGCUUCGCUGCCACGCCACCAACCUUUGGCAUGAUGCUCCGAUUUGGUCUCCCGCGAUCCUCCUCGCGGGAACUUCCGUCGGACCUAGAUAUUGGGCUGCGAAACAAAAUUCACACCUUCUCAUCCCAUCUUUCUGCGCUGUGGGCCAUGGCAGACCGACAUGCCCCUGGACACAGUAUGUCUCAAAGACCUCAGCCCAUGCCCAUGGGUGCUUCUCCAAUGUCACAAAUGGAUGGUUCCACCGGUGGUGAAAUGUCACUUCCACUAGGGAUCUCAAUUCCUGCCUCACAACACCUCACCCCGUCGGAUGGAAAUCCACCUCCGAGCAGUUCACAUACCACAGCCCCUCCCACAGACCAAUUUCUCUCUACCCCAUGGCUUCGGGCCACACAGCACAUCGAGGAUGUGUCACUUCUACCCACCCCUUCAUCUAUAAACUCCACUGGAGGUCCGUCGGAGAUGCCCCCGCAUCAGGGGCACAUGGGCGGUCCUGUCGGUAGUGGUCUUGCCCAUCCGACGUCCGCUCCUGGCAAACCUCACAAUGGGACAAGCAUGCUCACGCAGCUUUCACCCACGUACCACCACAACGCACCAUAUCACCCAAGCGCGUAUCAAGACCCGUCACUUGCCACCGGUUCUUUCGUGGAUGUUGAUGGAUAUGGCGCGACCCGGCGACAGCGAAUUGCUCCAGACCUAGAUGCUUUAUUCGACGAAUUGGCAUCUUUGGACGGCGCUGAGAAGGCCGAUAACCAGCCGGAAUUCAUGCAGAAUCUCGGCUUCGUCUCCGAUGCUGGCAUCCCCGAACUUUACUCAUUUUCGGGUCAGGUCGAGCCUUUCCUGCUAGCUCAGACUCAGCAGCUGACCAAUGAUGGUACUACUCCUGGUGUACGACACGAUUCACAGUCUUUAGGCAUGUCGGGGACUCCUAAACGAUGA